GUCUAAUCCAGUUGAUCAAAAUUUCAGGUUGGGGAGAUUUUUACCGCGGCGGGAGCGGCGUUCAAUCGUCUAGGCGAACUGACGAUGCAGCUUCAUCCAUCGUCGGAUUCUCCCACCGGGAGCAAAUGGACAGAUGAAGAAAUCGAUAUGCUCCGCUCGGCGGUGGUGCGUUUCAGCGAAGACCUGAAUCAAGUCAGUCAACGGAUCAAGGGAAGGACCGUGUCACAAAUACGCCAAACACUGAAGAAAAAAGCCUUCGAAGAUGCCGGCGUUCAGAUGAAGCAGCCAGCUCCCGCCCAACUUCCGCCGAUCAUCCCACCUCCGACGCAGACCAUCCUGGUUCAGCAGCAGCAACCGGGCGGCAUUCAACAACCGACGACCAGCGGGACGGACCAGCAGCCUACGUUGAUCGUCAAGCAGGAGGAUCACGAGUCCGGUGGAGCCAGCAGCAGCAACGACGCAGCAGGCACUGGCUACCUGAGCAAACCUUCCGAUAUGAUGAUGACCCUGAAUCGGCUCAACGUGCAAGAAUCGGAAGCCGACGUCGAGGGCCUGGCGUCGUCCGAGGUCAAGCUCGAGUUCGAACCCGGCCCGGAGGAGGUCGCCGGGUGAGAUGAGGUGCCCUUUUACUUUAGUGUCGUCUCCCCGCGGCGGGGUUGAUGUACGAUUUGUACGAUUUAUUUUUCAUCCUGAUUUUCGCGCGAAAGAUAAUUUAUGACAUUCUCAUUUUGAUUUUUUGAAUGAUUUUCUGUUCCAUUGUUUCGGUCCAUUCGGACUACUUUGAUUAUGAUAUGUAAUUUUGGAGCAUUCGUGAGAGGCUCUCGAUCAUGACACGAAAUAGCGAAAGCAAUGAACUGAGAAUAACUAUUGUACCGAGAUGCUCGCCCAAUAAGGGAUGCAUGUAGUAACUUAAUCGAUCGUAACGCGUUGUAACUGACUAUCGGAAACACAUGAUUGUAUGUAAAGUAAUAAAGCUAAUCAAUACACGUCAUAAA
Molecule: messenger RNA, 995 nt
Organism: Aedes albopictus (Asian tiger mosquito)
Lineage: Eukaryota; Metazoa; Arthropoda; Insecta; Diptera; Culicidae
Product: chromatin complexes subunit BAP18
Exons: 4
Coding region: 85-612 (175 amino acids)
Cellular component (GO): MLL1 complex; NURF complex
Source: RefSeq, a predicted model, not a curated record